This is a messenger RNA of Rhinichthys klamathensis goyatoka, 5430 nucleotides long. RefSeq lists its product as uncharacterized. The record is from RefSeq and is a predicted model, not a curated record. Lineage: Eukaryota; Metazoa; Chordata; Actinopteri; Cypriniformes; Leuciscidae. The coding region runs from base 67 to 5430 and encodes 1787 amino acids. Gene Ontology annotation, molecular function: protein binding. The transcript is spliced from 18 exons.
AGCAAAGUAGAUUAAGCAUGGGCGAGACCAGAUGAAGCAGCAUCUCCAGCACUCUCACUCCUUUCUAUGAAAAGUGAUCAGUCAAUGGAUCGGCCAAUUGUGUUCAGAAAUGCAGCAGAAAGUUAUAUGGGAGAGAAGGCGAGACCAGAUGAAGCUGCAUCUCCAGCACUCUCACUCCUGUCUGUAAAGAGUCAUCAGUCAAUGGAUAGACCUAUUGUGUUCAACAAUGGAGCGCAAAGUUAUAUGGGAGAGAAGUAUGAGGACCACAUGUACCACAGGGCGAGACCAGAUGAAGCCGCAUCUCCAGCACUCUCACUCCUUUCUAUUAAAAGUGAUCAGUCAAUGGAUCGACCAAUUGUGUUCAGAAAUGGAGCAGAAAGUUACUUUGGUCUAAGACCAGAUGAAGCAGCAUCUCCUGUAACUUCAUACUUCUCUUUAAAAAGCAACCAAUCAAUGGAUCGACCAAUCGUAUUCAAAGACAGAACUCAGCAUUAUCACACUGAACGGGCGAGACCAGAUGAAGCUGCAUCUCCAGCACUCUCACUCCUGUCUGUAAAGAGUCAUCAGUCAAUGGAUAGACCUAUUGUGUUCAACAAUGGAGCGCAAAGUUAUAUGGGAGAGAAGUAUGAGGACCACAUGUACCACAGGGCGAGACCAGAUGAAGCCGCAUCUCCAGCACUCUCACUCCUUUCUAUUAAAAGUGAUCAGUCAAUGGAUCGACCAAUUGUGUUCAGAAAUGCAGCAGAAAGUUACUUUGGUCUAAGACCAGAUGAAGCAGCAUCUCCUGUAACUUCAUACUUCUCUUUAAAAAGCAACCAAUCAAUGGAUCGACCAAUCGUAUUCAAAGACAGAACUCAGCAUUAUCACACUGAACGUCUGAAACCAGAUGAAGCAGCAUCUCCAGCACCCUCACACCUGUCUGCAAAGAGUGAUCAGUCAAUGGAUCGACCGAUUGUGUUUAAAAAUGAAAAUCUAAAAUCAUGUGAGGCACCAUCUCCAGCACCUUCCUUCACAUCUCUGAAGAGUGAUCAGUCAAUGGAUCGACCGAUUGUGUUUAGCCAAGAAACAAUGAGUUACAGCACACUUUCAGCCUCUCUGCUGACAGAGGAUCACUACAAGUGCCCAGUGUGCACAGAGGUCUUCAAGGAUCCAGUUUCCACCCCCUGUGGACACAGUUACUGCAAACACUGCAUUGAUUUCUACUGGAGACAACCAACCCAAGCUAGAUCUUAUGCUUGUCCUCAGUGCAGAAAGAGGUUCAGAAGUCGUCCAGUGUUGAGUGUGAAUGUUGCUUUGUCUAAACUGAUUGACGAACUCCAGAAGGCAGGAUUUAGUCCCGCUCUUCCUGCUCACUGCUAUGCUGGACCUGAAGAUGUGUCCUGUGAUAUCUGUCCUGAGAAGAAGCUCAAAGCUGUUAAAUCCUGUUUGACCUGCACUGUGUCUUACUGUGAGACCCACGUAAGACAACACUACACAGUACCAGCACUGCAGAGACACAACCUGGUGCAGGUGAAUGGAUAUCUAUCUGCCCAUCUGACUACCCUGAAAGAGAGAGAUUUACAGGCAAAACGUUUGUGUAAAGGAUUUGAAAUUCACUGUAUUGAUUUCCCCCCAGAUGUGAUUGAGAUGGCUGCGCUAAGUCGAUCUUUAAGACUUGGAAUGUUGUACGACAGUCACAGCAAUUCUUUCUGCCAAGGUAUCUUUAUGUUAGAGCACAACACCAUUGACUCUAUGAAGGUGUCUCUCCCUCGGCUAAAGACAUGCGUGAAGAUUUUAGAGCAUGACUCUGUGCAAGAGAGGUGCAGAGCACUGGAUAUCUCCUCUGCAUUCUUAAAAGAAUUAUCUGUACUUAAAAAACUGUCUGGAGCUGCAGCCUUUCUGAACCACCCAGGUCAGCCUCAACAUCAGGACAGAGUUACACUACACUACCGAACUACCACUAGACUGGACAUGAUCAGCCAAAAACUGUUACAGGAAGUAACUCUCCAUUCAAUCCUUAAUGCAACAGCUACACAUGUGAUCAUCGCUGUGUGCUAUGGAGCUCAGGCCUUUUUUGUUUUUGAUUAUGUGAAUGAGAAAAGCAGCACAGAGAGAAAUACAGAAAUGGAAAAUGUUAUCAAGAAACUCACCACCAUCAGUUCAAGAGAUGUAUUAUCAAAUCUUAAUGAAACAGAAAAAGCUAACAGCAUUUUUUAUAACUGCAGUCUCUACACUGAUGUGGGUGAUGCAAUGAGUUCAGUUUCUUUUGAUAAGGCAGUGGAGAUCUACGGUUCUCUGCCGACACUGCUUGGAUCUACAGGCGAGAGAGCAGUUCCUCUGAAGGUCUGGCUGUAUCCUCUGAAGAAACUGGACAAGAGCUCAGUGUGUGCUGCUCUAAAUGGAGUCAGUGAAGAUGUAAUGAAUAAAACUGAAAACAUUCUGGAACAUCUGAGAAAACAGAUCAGUAUCUGUCAGGACAUGAUCACAGACUGCAUGAAUGUAAAGUUCAUUAUUUGGUUUCCAGCUCUAAAGGAUAAACUUAUACAGUUUUCAGAACUGUUGCAUGAAUACAUGACUGAUUUGCACAGAAGAAUUGCAGAAAUUGUUAAAGAAGAGGAACAUGAGAAGAGACUGCAAAAGCUCAUUGAAAGCCAUAACCAUUCACCAUUCAGUGCAGAGAAAACAAACCAGUGGCUGGAGAAUAAAGAAACUGAGCUGAAGAUUCUGAGAGACUGCAGAGCUGCAGACAUCACUGUUGUGAAAUCACAGGCAGAGUUACAGAAAGUCAUUAGUCACUCUCUGACAACCAGAGUGAUGUGUCUCACACUUUUCUCACCAGAUGCUAAGGAUGUUUUCCUCGCUGCUUUGAGGCAGAAUAUAUCACAUGAUUUAAUGCCAUUGAAGUCUGUAAUAAAUGUACAACUGUUUAUUGCUGCCAAAGAGGAAAAUGAAGAUGUAGCGCAAACCAAGUUCAUUGCUGCAUUGAUAACUGAUGAUGGUUUUCCAGAAUACUCUGUGCAGUUUUAUCAUGAUGGGAAGAUUGUGAGCAAUAAGGUGAAGUUUGGUACAAAACCAGAACUUGCCCAAAUAGUUCAGGUAAAAAACACCAAUGUGUCCCUGAAACUGAAUCGACCACAAACCAAAAGCAUUGAAAAAUAUGUGGUAGAGUACAGAGCUUUGGGCGAUGAUGGAAUGAGUAACACAACUUGGAAACAGAUUGUUUUUGACGGCACAACUAUCAAUAAAAUAUCAGGUCUAAAGUCUGGCCAUCAAUAUCAGCUGAGGUAUUUAGUUAUUGAGCCGGACUGUAUGAGCAACUUCAGCAAGGUUAUGAACUUUCAGACAGCUGUUGCAGCAACACCUGGGCAACCCUUAGUGAAUAAGGUGGACAGAGAUACUCUCAGGGUCACGUGGCUUAGGGCUGAAGCUGAUGAAGAUUGUCCAGUGCUGCGGUAUAUGGUUGAGUAUAAAGAAGCAGGACUGGAUGGCUGGUCAUCAGUACUAACACAAGGACCUCAGUGUGAAUGUACUUUAACUGUUCCUCACAGCACCUGGUAUAGAGUCAGAGUCUCUGCUGUCUAUGAGGACGUCACCAGUAAACCUAGUGAGGAAACACCAGUACCAGUCGAUGUCUGGAGAAUAGACCUCUCAGAGAGAAAGAGCUCCAUCCUCCUAGAAGUGCUGAAACUGCAAACAAAGAAGAAACCAGUAGAGCUGAGAGACUGGACAUAUGAAGAGAGUGAAGUGAGGGGAUUCCUCCAGUGUCUGCCCUACAUCUCUGAAUUGAGAAUUCAUGAACAUGCUUUAGAGAUGAAGAAAUCUGCUGCCCAGUUUCUGCUGAAUCUGACUGUUGCAGCUUCAAAGUGUGUUACAACUACAGGAGAGAGUUUCAUUAAGCUGUUAACAUCUGUGUGCAGCUACAGAUCAUUUCUCUGGUAUGACGAUAAUGAGUUUUAUGAUGAGCAUCAGGUUGAACACUGUGAUUUCCUGCUGGAUCUGUACUCAUAUGUGAAGGACUAUGAGACUCAAAAAGGCAGGAGUGUCCUUCCAGCAUUACAGCCAGUUUAUCAGUCAGCUCCUGCAGUCUGGAGAAUAAAGCUCUCAGAGAGAAAGAGCUCCAUCCUCCUAGAAGUGCUGAAACUGCAGACAGAGAAGAAACCAGUAGAGCUGAGAGACUGGACAGAUGAAGAGAGUGAAGUGAGGGGAUUCCUCCAGUGUCUGCCCUACAUCUCACAGCUCAGAUUUGAUGGCAUUUUCGAUGGGAAAAAAGAAACCACUGUACAUUUUCUGCUGAAUCUGUUUGUUUCAGCAUCAGAGUUUGAUGCAAAUACAGAAGAAAAUUACACUGAACUAUUAACAUCUGUGUGCAGCUACACAUCUUUCCCCUAUGAGGAGAAUUAUUAUGAUACUGAGGAUCAGUGUGAUUUCCUGCUGGAUCUGUGUUCACAUGUGAAGGACUAUGAGACUCAAACAGGCAGGAGUGUCCUUCCAGCAUUACAGCCAGUUUAUCAGUCAGCUCCUGCAGUCUGGAUCAUAGACCUCUCAGAGAGAAAGAGCUCCAUCCUCCUAGAAGUGCUGAAACUGCAGACAGAGAAGAAACCAGUAGAGCUGAGAGACUGGACAAAUGAAGAGAGUGAAGUGAGGGGAUUCCUCCAGUGUCUGCCCUACAUCUCACAACUCAGGAAUGCUGAGCGGUUCAUCCCGUCACUAUGUAAAGUGUUCGGGCCGAGAGUGAAGGCAGAUCAGGUGACUCCUCUGCUCCGGGCUUUAGACUUCACUGUUACUCUGAGUGGAGAGUUACCCAGCAGCUCCUGCAGAUCUGUGGGGAGAGUUCUGGGCCGUUCGCCCUCGAAACUAAACCUGACUCUGAAGACACACGCCAUCUCUCUCAGAGGACUCAAACUGCUCUUCAAACACCUCACACACCUGCACAAACUGAGUGUGGAAGACGAACUGGUAGUGAAGAUGUUCAGAGCGCUGAGAUCAUUGAAUGGUCCUUUUCCACUGAUAGAGGAGUUUUCACCGCUCACAAAAGACUCAAAGCGAAAUCUCUCUCAUAUCAUGAGCAGCUUGACGUCUCUCCUGAAACUGUUUUCUGUUCAGUGUUUGGAUCUUACUGAGUGUGAAUCAGAGGCUCUGUCUCUCACGGCUCUGUUGUUUCUCCAGGAACCCCGGACUAUCAGGUUCUCUAAAGAGACUCUUCAGCGGCUGGUUUCGCUGGUGUAUGAAGCACAGGAUAAUGAACUGACACACUCUUUCCUGAAGAAGGUGUCAAAGGAUUUGACUUGCUGCUCACUGACCUGGGAAGUGAUUAAUUACCUGCUGCAACAUCAAGUGCAAAACUUCAAGUUGGACUUAAGCAAGAGCAAAUUACCUCGUGAAAACAUCAGAGAACUAUUACCUUGGUUAGAGAGAAUCCAGUGGAAAAGGUACAAGAGUCCACUCAAUUAG